UUUUCAAAGCACAUAUGGAGGAGAUUCACAAGACGUCGUCCAGUCCUUUUCACAACGACGAAAAACUACCACCGCGCCAGCGCCAGGUCCCUUGGUAUCGCCGUCACGAAUUCCGCACCCUCGGCGCCGUGGCAGGCACUAUCGCUGUACUCGGCAUCACCCUCGGUGUAGGGCUUGGUGUCGGGUUGACCAAUUCCGCAAAGGCUCCAGAGUCCACUUCCACUGAUACUCCAAACAAACGCUCUGAUCCUCCUGUUGCGACUGCAUCUCAGGGAACAGGAUGUCAUGCCGGGAGUCUGAGUCUGUUGGGACUGAAUCUCAUGGCCAACACAACACCGCUUUGGCAACCUCUUCCCGGAACACCUUGGCAAAUUGUGCUCAACAGUCCCAUUGAUGCUACAAAAGCUCUGCUGCCUGCUCUCUCGGUUUAUGACAUCGAUAUGUACGGCAACACCGCUGCCACCAUCCAACUGAUGCAUCUUCAAGGCAUCAAAGUCAUCUGCUACUUCUCCGCUGGUAGUUGGGAGAUUCACCGACCUGAUGCUUGGAGAUUUCCUCUUCAAGAUAUUGGCAAUGAUCUUAGUGGUUGGCCUGGUGAAAAAUGGUUGAAUACCGAAAGCCAAACUGUGAGAAGUAUCAUGGCAGACAGGAUCAAAAUGGCAGCUGAGAAGGGAUGCGAUGCUGUUGACCCAGACAACAUGGAUGGUUUUAGCUUCUGCAUGGCUUUCACUGGCUGUUCUCAUCAGCUGAAAUUNGAUACUGGCUUUCCUCUCAACUCAAGCACUGCUCUCAACUACCUCUCUUUCCUCUCAUUGACAGCCGCAUCCUACAACAUGGCCAUCGGUCUCAAAAAUGCUGGUACAAUCGCUACAAACGCUACCUGUAUGGUUGAGUUCUCCAUCAUAGAAUCUUCCGGCAAACCAGUCUUUCAGAUCGAAUACCCCUGNGGCGCUCCAGGUGCGGUGAGCAAGCAAGCGCUGGCGCAGAGCUGUAAGAUAAAGGGAAAUCUCGGAUACUCAGAGGUGAUCAAGGGUAAAGAGCUGGGUGGAUGGGUGGAGUAUUGCGACGGCACUGUGUUCAAUACUCCAACGUUGUAU
Messenger RNA from Aureobasidium vineae, 1097 nucleotides. Lineage: Eukaryota; Fungi; Ascomycota; Dothideomycetes; Dothideales; Saccotheciaceae. The record is from the annotation of a GenBank genome assembly.